Messenger RNA from Papaver somniferum (opium poppy), 1500 nucleotides. Its product is annotated as cilia- and flagella-associated protein 251-like. The transcript is spliced from 5 exons. The coding region runs from base 1 to 1500 and encodes 499 amino acids. NCBI's taxonomy places the organism in Eukaryota, Viridiplantae, Streptophyta, Magnoliopsida, Ranunculales, Papaveraceae. The record is from RefSeq and is a predicted model, not a curated record.
AUGAAGCCAAGCAAUGAGGAAGGUGUGCCAAGGCUUCUUAGGUGGAUCAUCAGCGAUGUCAGUAAUACAAUCGAGAAAGAACUGAAUGAUUGCAUGAAAAAGGAGGAUGAGGAGGAUGGGGAGGGGCACAAAGAAGAUGAUGAGAUUGAGGAGGAUGAGGAGGAGGAGGAGGAGGAGGAGGAGGAGAAGGAUGACGAGGUUGAGGAGGAGCACAAGGAAGAUGAUGAUGAUGGUGAUGACAAUGAUAAUGACAAUGACAAGGAGGAGCACAAUGAAGAUGGUGACGUGCAUGAUCAUAAUUAUGAUGAUAAUAAUGAUGAUAAUGGUGAUAACAAUUACAAGGAGGGUAGAAAGGGUGGUGAUACGCAUGAUCAUGACAAUGACAAAGAGGGUAGCAAAGGUGGUGAUGACGAGCAUGGAACUGAAUAUGAAAGGAAUGAAGUUCCGUCUGAAACUCCUGAAAAGCAAAGCACUCCUUCACCAAAGACCAAUGAGGCAAAUGAAGAAGAGGAUGGCAAGGGUGGAACAAGCCGAGGAGUUGAGUCUGAAACUGGUAACAAGCCGAGCACUCUUCUGCCAAAGGAAGUUGAAAUCGCUGAAGGUCAAACUGAUGAAAUUGACAAAGUAGCUGGGUGUGAAGCUGCUAACAAGAAAAGUACUUCAAUGCCAAAGACAAGUGUAAUCAAUGAAGAUAAACAAGACCAAGUGAACCUUGAUGACCAGAAUGUGAUGGAUGGCACUCGAACAGCUGAAAUUGAUGAAGUUACUAUAAUUGCAGCUGAAGCCAUAUGUCACUUGGAUCCUAAAGAAGUACUUUUACUCACACAAGGAGAAGAAUCACAGAAUGAGACUUAUACAUCAAUUGAGGACCUUCUAGAUAACUUAUCUGAAACUGUGUUCGUAAAGCUUGAAAAAAGUUGUUACAGAACGACACCAUCUGAAGUGAAGGAAAAGAUGGAAACCCUGAUUCGCCACGAUUGUCCAAGCUUUGCAUUAUUGAGCCAAGAAUAUCCAAAAGAAGAGUCGUCGCAAAAAUCAUUAUCCAAUGAAUAUGUACGAGAAAGGAUCAUUGAAGAAGCAGUGCAGUUCAUUCAACAAAAUCCUAGUGAAUUCUUUAGCAUCCAAGAGGUAGAAGAAGAGAAGACGACUCCAGUGAGGACAAGAGCAGGGAGGAUGAAGGAAGCAGAGAUGUUGAAGACACAAGCCGCUGGUAAGUUUUCCAAGACACCACAAAAGAGAAAUGCAAAAAGAAAGCUAGAUCCUGAUUUCACUGCCGAGGGUAAAACCAAACGAGUUAUGAUAAAAGCAGAUCCAAAAGGCAAGGGGAUCAAAGAGGGACAAGAACCAGGUUAUCCUGCGCCAAUAAAGAGAAAAGGAGAUGUAUAUUGUCCUCAUAAUCCGUUGCCAGAUGUUCGUCUAUCACCACUAUACCAAGCUAUGCAAGCAGGACAGGACAAAAAAAGCGUACACAAAUUCUUUGACUAUGCAAGCCUGGAGUAA